CGCCUUUCAAUGCCCUUUACCAUAUCACUUUAUCGUCCAUUCCCUCCUGAUAAUGUCUUUUCACCAUUUGAGAUGUGUCAUCCGGACCGGCCCCACCGCUCGAAUGCUCCUCUGAACCGUUCAAUCGUUCUGCCCUUCCCCUUCCUCGGUAUCCAUCCCAUUGCCUCUCGCAUACAUAGACAAGAAAUUCAGAGAAGAACCUGCGAAGACUUUUUCGCUGCCUGGAGACAGAAGGUGACGCAACAUAGAAUUUCAAUCAGAGGGAUAAUCAUAUAGGGGAGACAGAAUUAAAAGGCACUUCCGGCCGCGCCCUAUCCUGAGGAUCUUAGAAAUGGCUCAAACUCCUCAUACAAACAUUCGGGUCCAGGCUGUUCAAGUUCCUCCCUUCCGCAACAUGAGCACACAGGCAUUACACCCCGUUCCUCCAUCCCAUGUCGUCUCUACCUUCACCAUCCUGCGAUGUCUGGGUAUCCCAGACGAGUUGAUCCUUUAUAUCCUCGCCAUCGCAGAAUACUACGCCCGAGAGGUAUCUCACCGUCGUAAACGGGUCACGUUCCGCGCGAACAGUCACUUCAAUGGAGUCAUCAACGACUCCGAGCCGUCUAUGGCUGGACUCUACAUGACUGCCUCAGUUCCACAUAAUCGAAUCAGAUCCGUUGCGUUCACGAUGAAGAGCAGGGACCAGGCAUGGGCUGACAAUGGAGGGCAUGGAACGUAUCAUAACAGUCAUACGUGGUUCGAAGCCAGUAUAUUGCAGCGCGUUGUUGGACAUGGACAGAGUGAUCAUGAUCUCGUUUUGCCGCUUGAACAUCCGAAUGGAGAGCCUGUGACGUUUAGAAGCGUGUAUGCGGCGAGAGAUUAUUUGCGUCAGCAUGGGUGGGACUUCAAGUUUGGCGAUGGGGACAACUUGAAGUAUACGUGGAAAGUGCACCAUAAUGUUACAGCGAUGAACGAAUUUCGGGAGUAUAAUGUGCGAUGGGUCAAGGGAGAGAAGAUGUUGGUUGUGCCUGAGGGAGAAGGUAUGGGGAUUGGGAUUGGGGACGGUGAGGGUUUUGUUGAGAGUCUCCAACCCGGAAAUAUGGUGUUACUAUGGGCGAGAGCAGAGCAAUUCGCUUGGGUGCAUAUCGUUGAUGAAGCGACUAUCGUGACUGAAUAUGAAGUUCUAUAGAAGUUACGGGAAAAGUACAGGUGCAGGAUUCCAUUUCUCUCAGACGUACUUUACAGUCUGUACUUACAUACAAGAAUCUCUUGUAUCUUCCUCAUCUCUACCACGUCUGACUUCGGCGUAUCCAAAGC
This is a messenger RNA of Marasmius oreades (fairy-ring Marasmius), 1296 nucleotides long. RefSeq lists its product as uncharacterized. NCBI's taxonomy places the organism in Eukaryota, Fungi, Basidiomycota, Agaricomycetes, Agaricales, Marasmiaceae. Bases 332 to 1168 code for a protein of 278 amino acids. The record is from RefSeq and is a predicted model, not a curated record. The transcript is spliced from 5 exons.